AUGUCGAUUCCUGCUGCUGCAUCUUGCCAAGUUGCUAAAGAUACCCGGCCCGUUACGCCUUUGCCGCCCACACACUCGCUCCGCAUUCUUCUCGUUGACGACAAUCAUGUCAACCUUUCGAUCCUCAGCAUGCUGCUUAAGCGUCGCUUCAGUCAUGUGCUAGCACGUCCUCCGGUCAGCCUCGAUAGCGGCCUCAAGGCUUUGCAGCUUCUUCGCACCGAGAUCUUUGACUUAAUUUUCAUGGACAUCGAGAUGCCCUAUCUGGACGGCGUCGAAUGCGCACGCCGCAUUCGUGCUGGCGAGGAUGGCAUUCUCUCAGCCAACCGCAAUGCACACAUCGUCGCCGUUACCACCAAUGUGGGCCCUGAACCUGCUUCUCUCUACCGCCACGUUUGCAUGGACGGCAUGAUCAGCAAGCCCGUUCGCUUCGAAAACUUCCACCAAUAUCUUUGUCCGCUCUCCAUUGAAGCCUCCGAGGCCAAAGGUUCAGUGACUCCCGUGCUGGUGGGUUCCGAGCACAUGCUACCUCCGAUGCCUCCAAUCGAGCUCGAACAGCGUCUCUUUUUCGUGCCUGCGCCCAACGGUGGCAUGAUCACCACAUCAAUGCCGUCCAGACGCGACUGCACCUCGCCGACACCCGAAUACUCGAAUGCGAACCAAUUCGCCGCCAUGCUCAAAGCACAGACGUCCAAGUCGCUGCGCGACCGCAAAGCUCUUUCGGUCUCUCGUUCCAGCAUGCUUUCUGAACCUCGCAGGUCGUCGUUCAACUCGCCCAGGUCGGAGCAUCUCCCUUCCAUUUGCAUUGUGCGCCAAUCCGGCGCCGUCGAGGAUGUCGAGCUUGUCAGCCAGGACGGACAAGCUAUCAACCCCUCCGCGCACGAAGUCGAAAAGGGCAUCACCUGCGACAGCAUGCUCUCGUUCGAGUCGCUCGUCGAGCGCGAGACACGCGAGCGCGAGCUCGAUUACAUCGUGCAGACUCGAGCGCCCAUUCCUACUCGACCUACACCCAUCCACCGCAUCAGCUCGCCUGCGUAUCUGCUCGAGGCUUCGCACAUCCAUCGAAUUCGUACCGAGCCGGCCAUGCGCUCCAAUCCGGACCUCGCUUCACCUCAGGCCGUGCGUCCCGGCAUCCGUCCUGUGCCACGGAAACGACCCAUUCGCAACGACUCGGACGGCUCGUCGAACAGUGCUACGGACAGCGCUGAUGUUGCUGGUUCCCAUCUAUUGUCUUCCGUUUGGUCCAAUACGCCCAUGUCCUCGGACCACACAACUUCCACACAGCGGUCUCCGUCGCUCGAUGUGUUGAGUAGCUUUGACAUCGUCCAUGCUACUAGCCCGUCGUCUGGGCAUACCACGCCAGUGUCAUCCCCGGCCGACAUAGAUACGCUUGACGACAAGAAGGAUUACGGCAGCGAUGACGACUACCGCGAUGAUCUGUUCAGUCCAUGCGCUGACGACCUGCUUGGUUCUCGUUCUGCGGAGUACUGA
Mycosarcoma maydis (corn smut) is the source of this 1488-nucleotide messenger RNA. RefSeq lists its product as uncharacterized. The record is from RefSeq and is a predicted model, not a curated record. The coding region runs from base 1 to 1488 and encodes 495 amino acids. The transcript has a single exon. Lineage: Eukaryota; Fungi; Basidiomycota; Ustilaginomycetes; Ustilaginales. Gene Ontology annotation, biological process: phosphorelay signal transduction system.